This is a messenger RNA of Rhagoletis pomonella (apple maggot), 3082 nucleotides long. It is a transcript of the gene Nfs1, whose product is annotated as cysteine desulfurase, mitochondrial. Gene Ontology annotation, cellular component: nucleus; mitochondrion; cytosol. Gene Ontology annotation, biological process: [2Fe-2S] cluster assembly. The record is from RefSeq and is a predicted model, not a curated record. The coding region runs from base 177 to 1439 and encodes 420 amino acids. NCBI's taxonomy places the organism in Eukaryota, Metazoa, Arthropoda, Insecta, Diptera, Tephritidae. Gene Ontology annotation, molecular function: cysteine desulfurase activity; pyridoxal phosphate binding. The transcript is spliced from 6 exons.
AUAUCGAUAGUAUCGUUCGAUCUCUAACUGUGACUGUGAUCCCAUUAGCUGAUUGUGGAUCAUAAUUAUGGGAUAACAAAUGUGUAGUUGUGUAGAUAUUGUAAAAUUUAAGUUGUCGAAAAAUAGCUUUGCCAAAUACCAAUCUUAACAGUUCUAACCGAAAUACACUUUACAAAAUGAUGCAAUUAUUCGGAAGGCUACCAAAAAAUAUUUUCCGAUCGAAUCUGCUUGGCGCAUCGGCCCGCACAUGUUUUUACAAUAGGUUCAACUCUACCGAAGUCCAGCCAGUGUCAAUAUCAGAGGAUUUCCGGAAAAAGCAAAUACUUUUCAACAUAAAAUCGGAGAACGUAGAAGGUAGACCGCUAUAUCUUGACGCCCAGGCGACCACGCCACUGGAUCCUCGCGUAUUAGAUAGUAUGUUGCCUUACCUGACGAAUUACUAUGGGAAUCCACACUCACGUACUCAUGCCUACGGUUGGGAAUCUGAGAAAGCAGUCGAAAAGGCAAGAGAACAGGUUGCGCGGUUAAUUAAUGCAGAACCAAAAGAGAUCAUUUUCACAUCGGGUGCUACAGAAUCUAAUAAUAUUGCCGUUAAGGGCGUUGCCAGAUUUUACGCGAGUAAAAGAAAACAUAUAAUUACAACGCAGACAGAACACAAAUGCGUGCUGGACUCUUGCCGCGCUUUGGAAAAUGAAGGAUUCAAAGUUACUUACUUACCGGUUAAAUCAAAUGGUAUCAUUGAUAUGAAGCUAUUGGAAGAAUCUAUAACACCAUAUACGUCGCUAGUUUCAAUAAUGACAGUAAACAAUGAAAUCGGCGUUAAACAGCCGGUGGCUGAUAUUGGUGCACUUUGCCGUUCACGGAAAGUAUUUUUCCACACGGAUGCUGCCCAGGCUGUAGGUAAAAUUCUUAUCGAUGUGAAUGCAAUGAAUAUUGAUUUGAUGUCCAUAUCUGGACAUAAGAUUUAUGGCCCAAAGGGCAUUGGAGCACUUUAUGUGCGUCGAAGGCCACGAGUUCGGCUUGAACCUAUACAAAGCGGUGGAGGGCAAGAGCGUGGCCUACGUAGUGGAACUGUACCCGCACCGCUAGUUGUUGGAUUUGGUUUUGCUUGCGAUAUAGCUUUAAAGGAAAUGGAUUACGAUAAAAAAUGGAUAGAUUUUCUUUCAAAACGAUUAUACGACCACAUCACUAGCGCUUUGCCUCAUGUCAUCCGUAACGGUGAUCCUGAGCAAACUUAUAGCGGUUGUUUAAAUUUGUCUUUUGCCUACGUUGAGGGCGAAUCGUUAUUGAUGGCUUUGAAAGAUGUUGCUCUGUCAAGUGGUUCAGCAUGUACUUCAGCGUCAUUGGAGCCUUCAUAUGUGUUGCGCGCAAUCGGUACCGAUGAAGACUUAGCACACAGUUCGAUAAGAUCUGCGCUUAUCACAUCGAUUAGCAACUGAAAAUGGCGUCCCUUACAGACGUUGAAAUAGAACGAAUUUUAGAGGAUCUGGGUUGCGAAAGUGAGAAUGGAAUGGAUUUUUCAGACGACGACGAUGUUAUUCCUCCAGAAAUAAGUGCACUUCCGUUGUCAGUUGAAGAAGAAUUUAGUGGUAAUGGUAAUGAUAUCUCUGUUAUAACGGGCAUCAGCUCAACAGCAAAGGGCGGUACCAAGAAAUGUAAACCUGAGAAAGUAAAUAUUAGCUACAGAAAUUAGUAGUUAGUUUUUUAAGAAUUUGGGUUCUAUUUUUUGCAGCUGAGUGUGAAAUGGAAGACCAAAGCUCUUAAUUUAAGUUCCGAGCAAAUUUAUUUCCGUGGCAGUACAAACUUGUCGAAUGACAUUUUGGGACUGGAUACACCUUUCCAAGUGUUCCAAUAACUGUUCCCAGAUGAAAUAGUGGACUACAUUAGAGAUCAGUCUAACAUAUACAGCACAGAAAAAAUUUAAAUAAGCCCUUAAACACUACAAAUAUCGAAAUAAGGCAAUUUAUUGGUAUUCUCUACUACAUGUCCAUCGUAGAAAUGCCGAAUGCCGGUAUGUAUUGGUCAGAGAAGUUCGGCUACGCUCCUGUAAAAGAGAUUUUGUCUCAAAAAAUAUUUGCACAAAAUCGCCAAAUGUUACACCUGAACGAAAACAGCAAUAUGUUAAAUAAGGAUCACCUUGAUUUUGACCGAUUAUUCAAAAUAACGCCACUGUUAGACAUGCUGAACUCAAGUUUUGGAAAAAUUCCGUUAGAGGCGCAGUUAUCAAUUGACAAGCAAAUAUGUUCUACAAAGGCACGUCACCACCUGAAGUAGUACCUUCCCGAUAAACCGCAUAAGUGGGGCUAUAAAUUAUUCGUCAUGUCUGGUGUGAGUGGCUUUGUCACAAAUUUGAGGUAUACAGUGGCCAAGAAAAUAUUGUCGCUGACGAUGAACCCGACCUAGGUGCGUCUGUCAAUGUGGUUGUUCGACUUUCAAGAAGUGUGCCUUCCAAUGAGAACUACCGCAUUUUCUUUAAUACUUACUACACGUCCUUGCCGUUGACUGAAUACUUGGCAAAACGAGGAAUACUGAGCUUGGGAAACAUUAGAAGAAAUCGCAUACCCAAUUGCAAGUUACCGGAGGAAAAGAUUUCCAAGAAAGAGUACCGCGGGACAUCUGUCGAACAGGUGGGUGACAUCAAUGGAACGGACAUCUCCGUUGUUUCAUAGAGGGACAACAAAGUGGCCACAUUAGCAUCCAACUUCGCGGGAAAAGUCGCAGUAUCUUCGGUGCAUAGAUAUGAUAAAUCCAAGAAAAACAGAAAAGCAGGGAACGCUAAAAAGGAAAAGUACCCUACAAAGCCAAAUAGAAGAAAAAAAGAAAAAAGGUCCUUGUCAAUACAUUCCGCCGAAAGAUGUUCGGCAAGAUCAGCUAGGACAUUGGCCUGCUUGGGCAGAAAAAAGAAUAAGGUGCAAGCUACCAAACUGCAAAGGAUACACGCAAACAAUUUGCGAAAAAUGUGGCGUGGGCUUAUGCUAUAACAAAAGUAACAAUUGCUUCAAGCAAUUUCAUAUUCAUUGAAUUUUCUGAAAUAAAGCGCAAUGUUGCAUAUCUGCAACAUACUUAUUUUAUUGAAUAAAAU